Messenger RNA from Panicum virgatum (switchgrass), 964 nucleotides. RefSeq names its product 19 kDa globulin-like. The transcript has a single exon. Bases 187 to 732 code for a protein of 181 amino acids. NCBI's taxonomy places the organism in Eukaryota, Viridiplantae, Streptophyta, Magnoliopsida, Poales, Poaceae. The record is from RefSeq and is a predicted model, not a curated record.
UCUUUGCAACUAGCAAUAUGUGUGUUUUUGUUUUCACUCACAAAGUAGCCAAAGCCAUGGUCCUCAGCUGGCUUCUAUUUCUAUAAAGAAACCCAGUCCCAUCACCGCCAUCUCCUUAUCAACAGAGAGCGCAAUUAGCAAGAUCAAACAACAAGCGAUCGAGAUUUGCCAGUGAUCCGUGCUGAGAUGGCCAAGUUCGUCGCCGCCGCGGCGCUGUGCCUGGCGGCGCUAACGGCCGUGGCCGUCGCCCAAGGCGGGUUCGAGCGGCAGAGGUUGAGGGACCUGCGGUGCUAUCGGGAGGUCGAGGAGAGCCCGCUGGAGGCGUGCCGGCAGGUCCUCGACCGGCAGCUCACCGGCGGCAUGCGCUACGGGGUCGGCCCGUUCCGGUGGGGCGUCGGGCUGCGGAUGCGGUGCUGCCAGCAGCUCCAGGACGUGAGCCGCGAGUGCCGCUGCUCCGCUGUGCGGCGCAUGGUGCGGGGCUACGAGGAGACCAUGCCGCCGCUGGAGGAAGGGUACGCCGGCGACGAGUCGGCCGGCGAAGGUUACUACGGCGGGGAGGGGUACGGCGAGAGUGGCCGCCAGCAGAGGUACCUGCCGUUCCCUUUCGGCACCGGGAGAAGGAUCGGCCGCGUGAGGUUGACGAAGGCCCGGCAGUACGCCGCGGGGCUGCCGAUGAUGUGCCGGCUGGAGCCCCAGGAGUGCAGCGUCUUCUCCGGCGACCAGUACUCCUAGGGGCGGAGUGAGGUGGCGCGGCGGCGUGCGAGGGCACGCAUGCACGCGUGGAGGUCCUGAAUAAAGUAGCUCCGAUCCUGACGUGGAUCCUCACAUUGUUGUGUGCUACAAAUAAUAAGAUAAUGAUGAUAAGUGAUGAAUAAGGGAAUGUGGCCAGCUAGUACUGGUACGAUUCUACCAGUGUAAGAGCAGUUCAGAAAAAAUUCCAAAUUAUUUUCAAAAAAAAGAAAAA